Molecule: messenger RNA, 1034 nt
Organism: Erpetoichthys calabaricus (reedfish)
Lineage: Eukaryota; Metazoa; Chordata; Cladistia; Polypteriformes; Polypteridae
Product: DELTA-sagatoxin-Srs1a-like
Exons: 3
Coding region: 86-658 (190 amino acids)
Biological process (GO): monoatomic cation transport; cytolysis in another organism; pore complex assembly
Cellular component (GO): pore complex
Molecular function (GO): channel activity
Source: RefSeq, a predicted model, not a curated record
CAAAGGAGAAGAAACUUUUUGAUAUCUUUUUUACCUUCGUGGAUCCGCAAGUCUCAAUUAUAAAAAAAAUAAAAAGAAAGGCACAAUGAAUCUUGCAUUUGGAGCCUCCCUUCAAGGCACGUCUGCAGAGCAGAUUUCCAAAAGCAUCAAAACCAAUAGAAAUGUGGUGAUUGAAAUAUCCAACAAUACAACUAAGUUCCUGACUAAUCCGAAGUACCACUGUCACAGCGGGUAUAACAACACCCCUCUUCAACCUACAAUCGAGCCGAAAAGUAGAGAGGCCUGCUCCUUCAGCAAAACGGGCGACUCGGCUUGUGGAAGUGUGGGAGUGAUGACGUAUGACAUCUGUGCAUCACCGAGACAAAGCGGCAAUAUGAAACUGGCUAUCAUGUUCAGUGUGCCUUAUGAUUAUAGUUUGUACGAGAAUUGGUUUGCAGUGGGCUUUUAUGACCUCAGUAAGGGGUGUGAUCACCAUUUGUAUCACGAAAUGUACCAACAGGUCAAACCAGAGUUUAAAAGAGCCAAAGCUACCCAGGGCACUCUGAGUCAUAGUGCCAACGGCCUUGAUAUCAAAGCAACAAUGUCUAAUGCCAAGCAAUCAAUAAUGCAAGUGGAAUUGUGGGAAAGCAAUGUCAAUUAUUCUUCAGGGUAUCCAUGAAAAGCACAGCAGUCUUACAUUCUUUGGGAAUUGGCUUCAUUAUCAAAUUGAUGUGCUUUUAAAAAUAAAACAGCUUUAGGCAAUGAAAUUCUGUAAUUUCAUAAAAAAUAAAAUGCUGUAUGUCUUCCCUAUGCUUGUGUGAGAUUUCCAAUGGAGAAGUUGGCCUCCUGUUUUCGCUUUGUCAUUCUGGGAUAUUGAGUGCUGCUUGAUGAGGGAAAAAAUGAAUUUAUAUAAUUUUAGCAUAAGACUGAAACAUAACAAUAUAGUAAAAGGGCUUGAAUACUUUCUGAGGGCAAUGUGCAUGUAUUCAUUUGUUUUAAAAAUACUUUUAACAGUAUUGUACCACAGUAUCUGUUUAAAUAUAUGUUUUCAUGUA